Messenger RNA from Suillus clintonianus, 1779 nucleotides. RefSeq lists its product as uncharacterized. The record is from RefSeq and is a predicted model, not a curated record. NCBI's taxonomy places the organism in Eukaryota, Fungi, Basidiomycota, Agaricomycetes, Boletales, Suillaceae. The transcript has 4 exons. Bases 369 to 1631 code for a protein of 420 amino acids.
GAUGCGUGGAAUCCUAUCGCGCGUUGAUAUUGCGACUCGCCUCUACUUACAAGCUCCGGCCCAGAUGAUCGUCCGAAUCGGCGCAAUGCUUCGCCAGAACAGCCUGUCCAGCAGGUAUCGUGGAACAUUGUUUAGCAAGUCUGGACCAUACAUAUAGCAUAUCGGUAGAUCCUCCUGUUCAAUGCAAGAAUUGGUGGCUCACCACUCGAGUGUUCAAACGUAACCUCACACUUUCAUUAACUUUCUCCCUGGCACCAGACGUGUUGCUAGGAAAGGAAAUUACACUGAUCAGACGCCUAUUGAUAUGCGUGGCAGCGUGUGGUUCUGGCUCUGGUUCUGCUUCCACACCCACUAUCCACCUGCUCUGCAUGCCUACCUGGACAAUCAUCUCACCAUGCGAGAAAGACUAUGACCAUCCAAUGCGCAUGAACAUAUUCCGGGUCAUGAAAACCGUCUACCGCAUGUUGGACUCACCAAAUGAGCCCUCCGCAGUUGACGAAGGAAGACACAUCGCGACCCUCGGAUACGCAGUGCCACAAGAAAAGCCAGGGCCUCCUGACUUUGCUGUCGUAUUCCGUGACCUGCAGAUCGAAGACAUGGUGCAAAACAUGUGCAUCCCCAUCCCAUGCGAGCUUACGCCGGUCAUGACGGACAUCUAUGAAUUCGUAGUCGCGAGGUCCACCUCCUGUCGUGGGUUGAACCCAGUGGAGGAGUGUGACCUUGCCCGUAGGAUAUGGAAGCAGCUGCAAGCGGAGAAAUACCAUAAACGCCUUUUACAGCAAGAGGUGGUUAGUGACAUAGACAUCGCCUGUUUACGACCAGGCUCUCCGCGGUGUUCUAUAUGCGAAUCCAAUCUUAUCCACUGCAACAACUGUCAGGUUGCAUCGUGCGAGUCAGAUGACUGCCCGGGAUCUUCUGAACCCCCACUGGCGCGGUGCAGUAGACAUCAAAAAGAGGUGUGGUGUUUUCCAUGCCUUGAGGAGCAGGGGUCCAAGUUGGAGCUAGAAAGGUGUCCUGGGUGCAAUUCAUGGUGCUGUACGAGGGAUAUGUCAUCGUGUAGCGGUCAUCCCAUCGGCAUCCAGCCCAUUCCUCGCAUACCCGGCAGCAAGUCCGUAUUUCCUGACCUGAUCGUUGCAUACGCCCAAUCCGCACGUAUCCAUUCUCCAAGGCGCGGUUCCUGUAUGGAAUGCCAGCUACCCGGCUGGCGGAGCUGCAACAGCACACUAUGUUGGUCACAUACGAUCUGCCCGGAGUGCGCAAGCGGUGGAAUGACGUGUCUGUGUCAGGAAGUGUGGGCAUGCGACCUCUGUGCUGAGCAUAACCCAGAGGUCUUCAUUCGCUGUCCACGCUGUAACCGGCCGUUCUGUUGCUCUUGCUCAUAUAUCGACGAAUGCCAAGAGUGCCACCGCACGAACCUCUGCUAUGACUGUGCCGAAGAAGAGUCGGAAGUGAAUGACGAGAUGAUAACGGAAUUUCCUAAAUUCGUCGCGUCAUGCGGGAGCUGUCAGGCGAAGGUAUGCGAUCGCUGCGUAUCGUACCCGUCCUUUGCGUGUGCGGGGUGCUCGCAGCGGCUUUGCCCGUCAUGCUGCAAGUCGUUGUGUGAUGACUGUAAACAGUGGCUUGACGUAUAAGUACCCCUGUUAACAUCACGAAUUGCUUUCAUGUCGAGAUCUGCACGAUAGAAAACAGCACAAGUUCAUCAGCAAAAGUGGCGAAAGCUGACAGGGCCUCGGCAGAUACCGUAAACCUGGCGUAGGGUUCCAAAUAUGGCUACAAGCC